Balaenoptera acutorostrata (minke whale) is the source of this 866-nucleotide messenger RNA. RefSeq names its product EKC/KEOPS complex subunit TPRKB. Gene Ontology annotation, biological process: tRNA threonylcarbamoyladenosine modification; telomere maintenance via recombination. Gene Ontology annotation, cellular component: cytosol; nucleus; EKC/KEOPS complex. NCBI's taxonomy places the organism in Eukaryota, Metazoa, Chordata, Mammalia, Artiodactyla, Balaenopteridae. The transcript is spliced from 5 exons. The record is from RefSeq and is a predicted model, not a curated record. Bases 310 to 837 code for a protein of 175 amino acids.
AGCUGAGAAGUCAAGUGCGGUGGUGGCGGAAUGAGCGCGAUCAGGGGAGGGGUGAGCUAGGAAGCCGAAGAGGGAGGAAGGGCCCAGAUCAUAGAGUUUGGAAUGCCCGUGGGUGGAGGUUGGAUGAUAGGAGGGCAGGAAUUGUGAGGCGACCACUUCUAGGAGGUCACAGAUGUAGAUGAGAGAUGGUGGCCUACGGUGGUGGCAGUGGGUAUAGGAGAGAAUUGGAGCUGUCAAGAUGAUAUUUAAAAAUUGACAAGACUUUUGGAUUAGAUAUGGGAUUUGAGUGAGAGAAUCCUGCUUAUCGAAAUGCAGUUGACACAUCAGCUGGACCUAUUUCCCGAAUACAGGGUGACCCUUCUGUUAUUUAAAGAUGUAAAAAAUGCUGGAGACUUGAGAAAAAAGGCCAUGGAAGGUGCCAUUGAUGGCUCAUUAAUAAAUCCUACAGUGAUUGUUGAUCCAUUUCAGGUACUUGUGGCAGCAAACAAAGCAGUUCACCUCUACAAACUGGGAAAAAUGAAGACAAGAACUCUAUCUACUGAAAUUAUUUUCAAUCUUUCCCCAAAUAACAAUAUUUCAGAGGCCUUGAAAAAAUUUGGUAUCUCGGCAAAUGACACUUCAGUUCUGAUUGCUUAUAUUGAAGAGGGAGAAAAACAAAUAAAUCAAGAAUACCUAAUAUCUCAGGUAGAAGGUCAUCAAGUUUCUCUCAAAAAUCUCCCUGAAAUAACAAAUAUUACAGAAGUCAAAAAGAUAUAUAAACUAUCAUCACAAGAAGAAAGUAUUGGGACAUUAUUGGAUGGUAUCAUUUGUAGAAUGUCAACAAAAGAUGUUUUGUGAAUGACAGAAAUAUUAAAAGUUUUCAGCAA